AUGGAUCUUGGAUCCCCUGACCUGCCGGAUGCAUUGCUGGAGCCCCCAGAAGAUAUCUUCUCUACAGGCUCCUUCCUGGAGCUGGGACUCAACUGUUCCCCUCCACAGGUUCCGGUGACUAGGCUACAAGAACAAGGGCUGCAAGGCUGGGAGUCUAGUGGGAGCCAUGGCUGUGGCCUUCAAGAGAAUGAGUCUGAAGAUUUCCUGAAGCUUUUCAUUGAUCCCAAUGAGGUGUACUGCUCAGAAGUAUCUCCUGACAGUGAAAGUGGCAUCUCUGAGGAUCCUUGCCAUUCAGACAGCUCCCCUGCCCCUCAGGCACCCAGUUCUCCUGCCCUUUAUGAGGUUGUCUAUGAAGCAGGUGCCCUGCAGAGGAUCCAGGGGGAAGCUGGGCCAACCUUUGAGCUUAUUUCCAUCCAGCUAGGUCAGUGGAGCCCACCAUUUAUGGUGCCCGAUGCAUGCACCAUCAGUAAGCUGCCCUUAGAUGCUCAUACCCAUAUUCUACCCAGAGCUGGCACUCUAGUCCCAGAGCCUCCUGCAACCCUGCUUCCCUGUCAAACUCUCUUCCUGACAGAUGAGGAGAGGCGUCUACUGGGGCAGGAAGGGGUUUCUCUGCCUUCUCACCUGCCCCUCACCAAGGCAGAGGAGAGGGUCCUUAAGAAGGUGAGGAGGAAAAUCCGUAACAAGCAGUCUGCUCAGGACAGUCGGAGGCGGAAGAAAGAAUACAUCGAUGGGCUAGAGAGCAGAGUGGCAGCCUGUUCUGCACAGAACCAGGAACUACAGAAAAAAGUCCAGGAGCUGGAGCGACAUAACAUCUCCUUGGUGGCUCAGCUUCGCCAACUACAGGCACUCAUUGCUCAAACCUCCAACAAAGCUGCCCAGACCAGCACUUGUGUUGCGAUCCUUCUUUUUUCCCUGGCUCUCAUCAUCCUGCCUAGCUUCAGUCCUUUUCAAGGUCUACCAGAAGUGGGACCGGAGGAUUACCAGCCUCAUGGAGUGAUUUCCAGAAAUAUCUUGACUCACAAGGACAUGACAGAAAGUCUGGAAACUCCAGUAGUAGAGUCCAAACUGGGGGAGCCACCUGGAGCCCAGAGUGCAAACACCUCAACAAAGACACUGCUAGAGAAGAUGGAAGAGAAGCCUGGAUCCAGUGGGCACAUCAGAAGUGUGCUCCAUGCAGAUGAGAUGUAAGCUGGAACAGAGAUCUUCCUGCCCUCUUCCCAAUCACAGUAAGGAAUCCAGGGGUCCCCUAUGGCCCUGCUUCCCCUUGGGAUUCCCACUCAGGUGUCUUGCCUUAGGGGUCUGAAUCACUUCAGGACACCCUAAAUGUCUGUAUCCUGAGCCCCAGUCUGCCUAUGUAAGAGUGUACCUCAAUUACUAUUGCUGUGUGUUUAUGAUUUUAUUUCUUCUUUAGGGAUAGGAGUAAGGGGGAAACAAGUUUUUACUGACAAAUAAACUAAGAUUAUAUCCCAGAAUUUUUUUUUUUUUGGUGGUGGUACUAGAGUUUGAACUCAGGGCCUCACAACUGUUAGCCAGGUGGUCUAGCACUUGAGCCACAACACCACCAUGCAAGGCU
Castor canadensis (American beaver) is the source of this 1573-nucleotide messenger RNA. The record is from RefSeq and is a predicted model, not a curated record. Lineage: Eukaryota; Metazoa; Chordata; Mammalia; Rodentia; Castoridae.